AUGGAGACGGACGUUGCUCAGCGAUUCCGCUCUCGCAUCCUUCGCGAGAUGCACGCAAACCGCGAGAACCCCUUCAACUCGCCCCCCUCGUCCACCGGCUCCCACGGCACCGUAAGCCCGACCAUGACUUCAGUCUUUUCCGACCCCGAUGGCGAGUCGACUCGCAGGUUGAACGAAGACAUUGCCCGCGUCACUGGCGGCGGCAGGAAGCUCCCUGUCAACUGGGACGCUGCCCAUCGCAAGUGGCCCGAGUACUUCUCCAAACCCAAGAAGUCACCUGCCGGCAACGACACGAAGUCUCUCAAGGAAAACUACAACCCUCCCCCUUUCAAGUUUCUUCAAGAAGACUCGACGCGAGACAUUUGGGAUGGCUCCAAGCGCAAGCGCGCUGAUAUGCAGCCCCGUGCCGACGACGAAUCCGACCUCUCGAUUCUGCUCUCAAAAUCUCCUGCGGCAGCUCUCUCGCUCAACAACAAUCGCCAUCUCAGCCCCAUCUCGCGUUCCCACGCCCGCGCCCCUUCAGAGCCUGCGCCGCUCCUUCAAAGGCGGCCUUCCAUAUCCGAAGCUCUUGAACGCCUGCGCAAAGCCUCCAGCAGCCCCAAGCAGCCCGACCAAAAGCUCAUGUCAGGGGCCAACGGCUCGUCACCAAACGGCUCUUCUGCCAAAUCUAGCUUCACUGCAGUGCCCCCUUCGCCCAAUUCCAUCGCUAGUCCCGAUCCUGGUGCCAAUGCCCGCUCAUUCUUUAUGCCCGAUGUCUCCCACCUUGGUGACUUUGUUACUGGCACCCUUCGCUUCAGUGGCUCUAUGAAAAAUGGCGUUCCUAUAUUUGUCAAGCAGGGCAGAGUUCAUGACAAGCAAGAAAGCCCCGCCGCUGCUGCACACGUUGCUGUCGACUCAGUCAAGGUCCCUCAGGAUGAAGAAAGAAUCUUUGUAUCCAUGGAUAUGAUCCGUGACGAAAUUAUUUCUCUUCAAGAGCACCAUGAAAAGGUGCAAGAAUAUGCCUUGAACAUGCAACAGCAAGUCGAGAGACUCGAGGCACAAUUAAAGGAAAAGGGUCAGAACUCGGACAAAAGCCGCGACCGCGAACAUGCUUCUGAGUCUAAUUCUCGGCUUCGAUCCGAAAUUGCCACUCUUCAGGUCCGUCUCGACCAAGCCACGCGCAAGAUUAGCACCAGCGAAAUCGCCAACGACUCCAUCACACAUGAGAAGGAGCGUGUGCUCACUAGGCUGCAGGAGGCAUGCGACGACAUCAACAAGCUAACCCGCAAGCUUACGGUCAAGGAAAAAGCACUAGAGACUUCUCAGAAGCAGCUGGACUCAUCUGAGCAAGUUCGACAGGAAAACGACACUCUGCGCCGCGAUCUCGUCGCCAUCACACACAGUCGCGACGCACUUGAACUAGAGAAUUCGUCUCUGCGCGGCGACAAUGACAAGCUUGAGAGUGGGCUGCGGUCGCUGCAGUCAGAAAUGCAUAGGUUGCGCUCUGAAAAUGACCGCCUACGCCAGCAACAACAAUCUUUACUCGCCGAGAACAAGUCUCUGCGCUCCAGCAGGGCGCAGUUGGAGCAACACGAUGUUCUCAAUGAGGACCUUGAUGAGGUGCAGCACGAGCUGGAUGCAGCUCGUGAGGAGCUUGAAGCACUUCGCAAGCGCAAUGAGGAGCUUGCUUCUCUGCGAGAGGACAACCAGAGCCUAGUACGACACAACGAAAAAUAUUUCAACGACAACAAGAUGCUCAGACGCGAGAACUCUGGCUUUGAGCGCAGUAUUCAUGACCUACAUGAGGAGAACAUCAAGCUCAAGGAGGAAGUUGUCUUCCUCAAGGAGCAGAUUGAUCAUUACCGCCCGGCUCCCAAGGCAAAUAUUGAGACUGAAAAUACUACCGCCGGGAUCCCUGUGCCCGAUAUCACGAUCGAUACAAACGUCUCUGGUCCUGAUGGGCCUACUGAGACCAGGGAUCUGCCAGAUCCCCUAGAAAUGACUGGUCAAAGUCAAAACGUCAUGGAUGCUGAAUACACGGACUCUGUUAUGAACACAAACCAGAACGUAGACACAUUUCAAAAGAGGGGCCAAACCGUCAACGAGCAGGCGCAAAAGGUGGCCUUCUCUAUCCCUGCCAAGCCUGGGGUGCUGAAGACUACUGCCAACCAAGGAAGCAAACGACGAUCUACGUCGCGCCAGGCACCAAAAGCCCAUUUCGAGAACUAUAGCGACUACGACGAGACUUCAGGCGCCCUGUCUUUGGAUAUGGGGGCCACUCAAGACCAGGUAGUCGAGCUGAGCGUUCCUGUGCAGGGAAUAUUCAAGCCUACUGGCAACCGCGAACAGACGCCUCAUCCUCGCAGAACAAAAAGUGUUCAGCACACCAUGGAGACGGACAUUACGACCGGAACAAACAAGAGCAUUCACCAAAGCACCGGCUGUGCUCUAUCCCGCGACGCGAAGCGUGUGCUGAAUGACCUCUGUGUACACAGCUGCAGCAGCUGCAUUGUUUGCGCCCGCAUUACCUCACACCGCAGCACGUCUGCCGAGCUCGUCGUGGGGAAGAAGCGCGUCACUGUGCCUCGCCCUGUUCCUGUGACGGACCGCGAUCUCUCCGUGGAAGACCCAACCAUGCGUCCGGCGCAGUCUCCCGGCCACGCUCUGGCUCUCGUUAUAAAGGGCCUGGAGGAUGAGUCGCGCCAUCUGCAGUUUGAGCUCUCGCAGCUGCAGACAAAGUACAGCAACCAGGAUAAGGCAAUUGGCAAGAGGGACCGUGUGGCGCUCGCCGAGGACAUUCGAAGUCUCCUCAAGCGCCUCGAGGUCAAGAAUGACCAAAUCUACAGCCUGUACGACGUCCUCGAGGGCCAGAAAGCGGCGGGUCAGGCCAUGUCGGAGGAGGAGCUCGAGAUGACUGUCCUUAACAUUACUGGCAUGUCCAUUCGCGACGUCACCGACCAGUUCACCUGGGAAGGCAUCCAUUGA
Messenger RNA from Cordyceps militaris CM01, 2964 nucleotides. RefSeq lists its product as uncharacterized. Bases 1 to 2964 code for a protein of 987 amino acids. Gene Ontology annotation, molecular function: microtubule binding. Lineage: Eukaryota; Fungi; Ascomycota; Sordariomycetes; Hypocreales; Cordycipitaceae. The transcript has 2 exons. The record is from RefSeq and is a predicted model, not a curated record.